AUGAAUACACAAGCAGAUGAUAUCAUAUCAGUUUUCAAUGAUUUUUUCAAAAAAUUGCCUGAAAAUCGAAGCUAUGAUUUGACAUUUAAAGGUAUGAUUUCAUUAAUUAACAAUUAUCAGCUUUUAAUGACGCAGUUUUCUAUUUUUAGUUUAUUUACAAGAAUUGGCAGACAUUGAUGACAAAAGUAUUAAUUCGACUCAUGAAAUGAAUAGAGUUACUAUUUCAAGUUUUGGAAGUAUUCAUUCUAAUUUACCUGAUAAUAUUCAAAAAACAACAAUAUCAACUUCGAAAACUGAUACAACUAUAAAAACUGAAUCAUCCAAAAAUAGUGAUAAAUACGAAGAAUUGGAACCAUUGAAAAAACCACGAUCACUUGUCAAUUUACUCGAACUCAAUAAAGAAAUUGGAAUUGAAAUCCCGGAUAAAGUUCCAAGUAAAAGAAAACAAGAAUCUAAAACCGAAUAUGAAAACUUGGAUACAUUAAAUACAACAAUUCCGAAAUAUUCGACUUCAAAAUCUUCGCAAGCAACAUCAGCUCCAUCAUUUAUGGCAUCAUAUUCAAGAUCAGCUUCAAAUACUUCAACUUUUACAAAAACUUCAAAUAGUUCAACACUUGGAAUAAAUCAUGAUGGAUGGUAUAUUAUUUCAUCAAAACCUUUGAAAAUAUCGAAUGAAUUGAAAAUUGAUUUGAAAGAUUUGUUUUGA
Caenorhabditis angaria is the source of this 706-nucleotide messenger RNA. Lineage: Eukaryota; Metazoa; Nematoda; Chromadorea; Rhabditida; Rhabditidae. The record is from the annotation of a GenBank genome assembly.